AAUAUUUUACAAAUUUGCAUCAGAAAAGUUAGCAUUUGGAUUCAACUGUCUUGAGAUGAUGCUUUAAAUAUCCACCUUGUGUCUCUUGGGGUUUGUAUCAGUUCUGUAAACACAUAGCUAAAGAUUAGGGUGAUGGUAAGGAGGCUUGGAGCUCAUCAGUACAGAAAAACCGCCUAUUAUUAUCAGUGGAGCAAAUACCUGCUCUGCAACGAAAAUUUUAAAUGCAUUUUUUUUUUAAUACUUUUGCAUUGUUUCAUUAUCUUUUAAGCAAUGUUUCUAUAUCUGUCGGAAACAAACUUCCUGGAUGAAUUAAAAUAGUUAGCCAACUAAAUCUGCCAGAUGUAAGAAUGAUUCUGGAUUUUACGGUAAGGAAGGUCAGAACAUGUUUGUCUUUCAUCAAACACCAAAGUAAAGAGUCUUUUUUAUAUAUUUUACUUCCAAGAAGACGCUUGAAGAACUGGAACCAGAACAAGAAUCUGUCAUGCGCAGAUACUAAGAAAUGGCUAAAGGCUCCUGGAAUUUUAAGAUGUUAUUUUAUUUAUUUUAUGUUUUUUUUUUUUUUUUUUAUUUAGAUUGAAACAAGGAGGUUGGAAAGUGUUGAGAAAUGCUUGACAUCAAACAAAGCUUUUUCUUUGAACAUAAAGCACAAGUUAAAAAAAGCAAUUUUCAUCUUUGAAAUUUUGUAAACGUGCAGAAAUAAGCCAUUUAGCAAGCAACACUAUUGUGUGGUUGUUUUAUGUGACUACAGGUGGAAAUUAAUAUUGCGAUAUAAUUACGACACUAUUGCACUGUUAAAAUUUGGAUAAACUGAUUCAAUUCAACAAUCAGCCAGAAUCAGGAUUUUACCGUCAAGUUUGUUGUUUUUGUUGCUGCAUAACUUCCUUUCUCAUCAGCUCCGCCUGGGGAGUUCCACUGACAUCACCAGGAAGCAAAGCAAGGCCUUUUAUACGACUCCUCUCUCAAAGCUGGCAACACACAACCAAACUGCUCUUGCUGCUGGUGCAACAAACAAACAUCAACAUCAUGGACACUCUGGUUUCUGAUGAUCAGAACCGCCGAAGGAUCGGGGAAGUAGAGAAGUCCUUCCGUCCUUCACGGCUGCAGCUUUCAACACCAGGUCGAUUUCUGAAAGGAGAGGGCCCCCUGAUGAAGCAGGGCCGCAAGAAGUGGGAUCAGAAAAUGUUCUUCCUCUUCAACGAUAUCCUGGUGUACAGCAGCAUCAUCAUGAACAACCGCUGGUACAAGAACCCCAAGAUCAUCYCGUUAAAGGACAUSAAGCUGGAGGACAUGGAGGACUUUGACGAUGUGAAGCACCAGUGGCUGAUCUGCACACCUCGCAAGUCCUUCCACGUGUCGGCCUCCUCCGACGAGGAGAAGAAAGCCUGGCUGGAACAUUUCAAUGACCUGCUGCAGAACCAACCAGACCGACUUUACGCCAUUAACUGGAUCCCCGAUUGUGCUGCUGAGAAGUGCAUGCGCUGCCUCACCACGUUCACCACAACCAACCGGCGACAUCACUGCAGAAAGUGUGGCUUCGUGGUGUGCAACGCGUGCUCCAAGGGCCGAGCCCUCAUCCAGCACAUCAACCCCAACAAACCGCUGAGGAUCUGCAAAGUCUGCAACAAAACAGAGGAAGACGAGAACGCACGCUCGAGGGGAGGCAGCGCUGAUUCAGAAGCAACAUCCAGUGGUGAUGAGUGAACAUUGACCAUUGACCUCCCCUGUAGGUUGAAAUUGACUUGGUGUGACAGAAACCUUAAGUCUAGUUGCGUGCCCCCCCUGUUGCCAAGGUGUGAAAUCACAGAUCGCAUCUAAAAUCUGUGUUAGGAGAAGCAUGUGGGGAUUGGAAGAGUUGACCAUGGAGGGAGAGGUAGGACACCUGUCAGCCGUCACCAUCAAUGUGUUGAUAAGAUCUGAGAAGACUGGAGAACAGCAACGCUACACAACUCUGGACUCUUGAUGUACAUAAAGAAGCUGCUGUAACACUCAGAAAAUCAUAAAGUAUUUAAAGAGUAAACAGCAUUAUGAGAGUAUUGUAAAUAUAUUCAUCUGUUUAUCACUGAGCUCAAAGUGUCACGUUUUCUAUGCCAAAUGUCUCCGUGACAAUGUUAUGAUAUUGUUUUUGUUAAUGCAUUUGUUGUAAAACCUUUGCUGCAACUUUAUCAAUAAAAAUACAUGUGUGGUAAAA
Molecule: messenger RNA, 2188 nt
Organism: Poecilia reticulata (guppy)
Lineage: Eukaryota; Metazoa; Chordata; Actinopteri; Cyprinodontiformes; Poeciliidae
Product: pleckstrin homology domain-containing family F member 1-like
Biological process (GO): endosome organization; endosome to lysosome transport
Cellular component (GO): early endosome
Molecular function (GO): metal ion binding; phosphatidylinositol binding
Source: RefSeq, a predicted model, not a curated record